Molecule: messenger RNA, 222 nt
Organism: Podospora anserina S mat+
Lineage: Eukaryota; Fungi; Ascomycota; Sordariomycetes; Sordariales; Podosporaceae
Exons: 3
Coding region: 1-222 (73 amino acids)
Source: RefSeq, a predicted model, not a curated record
AUGAGAGAUUUUAUUAUGUCGUACAACACAAUCUUGACCAAUCUGAAAGCAAACACGUGUAUGAAGCGUUGGCUGGGGUAUAUCCUCCGUUUGAGGAGCAAAUUCCGCGAGACUCUCUCAACAAGGGGAAGGCCGUUGUAUCAGUUGCAAGCUUCCCCCCACUGCCAGGCUCCCUGCGUCAUGGGCAGUUUCAACCCAACGGGACGGUCCACCAAACACUGA